CAGCUUGUGCCGGAAUCAUCUUAUCGACAGAAAAGAAAAGAAAAGAAGAGAAGAGAAUCCAAUUGUUGUGAGAAGAAGAGGAAAAAUGGCGGAGGAAGGAGUAGUGAUCGGUUGCCACAGCGUGGAUGAGUGGAAGGAUCAGCUCAAGAAGGCAGAAGACUCCAACAAACUGGUUGUAGUGGAUUUCACAGCUUCUUGGUGUGGGCCGUGCCGCUUCAUUGCCCCAAUUGUGGCGGAGUUUGCUAAGAAGUUCACAAAUGUGGCGUUCCUGAAGGUGGAUGUGGAUGAAUUGAAGACUGUGGCUGAGGAGUGGGGAAUUGAGGCAAUGCCAACCUUCCUCUUCAUCAAACAAGGUAAAUUAGUAGACAAGGUCGUUGGCGCUAAGAAGGACGAACUUCAAUCCACUAUCACCAAGCAUGUUGCUGCUGCUGCUUGAACCAUCUUUCCAUACAUGACUUCGUCAUCGCCAUCUUAUCUGAAAUAUAAGUGAUGAAUAAUUCUAGUACUAGUUUUGGAUGCUCAAUUUCUACCCACAUACAUUGCACUUUAAUUACCUGUAUUUUAAGUCAGCUCGGGACUUAGUAGUAGUACAUGCACCGUUGCAUUAUCCUACUUGUGAUUAAGUUGUAACCCCUCUGUUGUUGAAAUUAAAUGAGCAUUAUAUCAUUUAUCAAAA
Arachis duranensis is the source of this 676-nucleotide messenger RNA. Its product is annotated as thioredoxin H-type. Lineage: Eukaryota; Viridiplantae; Streptophyta; Magnoliopsida; Fabales; Fabaceae. The transcript is spliced from 2 exons. Bases 86 to 436 code for a protein of 116 amino acids. The record is from RefSeq and is a predicted model, not a curated record. Gene Ontology annotation, molecular function: protein-disulfide reductase activity.